GGGGGGCGGGGCGCGGCGGCGGCGGCGGCGGAGCCGGUGGGGCCGGGCGGCCCCGAGGCCGCGGGUCCCCCCGUGGCCAGGACGGAGCCAGAGGAAAUGGAAGCCCCGGGAUGCACCGGCUCAGAGUGGCUGGUGGUCCCCAAGGCGGAGGUGACCCCCGAGGACGGCAGGGAUGAUCCGGGGGACGCAGGGCUCCACGGCUCAGGGCAGUGGGUGGUGCGGAAGGUGAAGGUGGAGGAGGAGGAUGAGGCCGAGGCCUGGGCGGCCGCGGCCGGCGCUGGAGCCCCGCUGGCCCUGCCCGGUGCCUUCCCCGGCGGCUGCAAGGCGGAGGAGCCGUGCCCGGAGGAGCCGGGCUACGGGCUGCUGCCAGCCUGGGCCCCCGGCGGCAUCGGCCUCGCGGCGGGCACCGGGACGAGCCCCGGCCCCGGCGGCGGGCGCUGCUCGCAGCCCGGCGCGCGGCCCUUCUGCUGCCCGCAGUGCGGCAAGGCCUUCGGCAAGAAGGCGCACCUGACGCGGCACCUGCGGGUGCACACGGGCGAGCGGCCCUUCCCGUGCCCGCACUGCGGCCGCCGCUUCCGCCAGCGCAUCCACCUGCGCUCGCACCUGCGCACGCACACGGGCGAGCGGCCCUACCCCUGCCCGCGCUGCGCCCGCCGCUUCCGCAAGAAGACGCACCUGGACCGGCACCUGCGCACGCACACCGGCGAGCGCCCGCACCCCUGCCCGCGCUGCGCCCGCCGCUUCGCCCACCGCCAGCACCUGCUGCGGCACCUGCGCCUGCACGGCGACCCGGCCCACGGGCACCGCCAUGGGCACGGCACCGCCGAGGAGCCGCCGCCGCCCUGCCCGGGCUGCGAGAUGAGCCGCGCCUGGCAGCAGCACGCGGCGCCGCAGCCGGGGCUGCCCGCGGCACCGGUGCCGGGCGCUGGGAACGGACACGUGGAUGAGCAGCGGGACGGGGACAGGGACAGGGACAGGGACAGGGACGGCCUGGCCGAGGAGCAGCUGCUCAUCUGCCCCCAGUGCGGCACGGGCAUCGCCUGGAAGCAGAACUCGUCGUCGCACCUGUGGCAGCAGCUGGAGAGCCAGGCCCUGGGCUGUGCCCAGGACCCCCAGCAGGAGCCCGGAGCCCAGGACCCCCCGCAGGUGCCCACGGCCGAGCCCCCCUUCGUGCAGGACCCCCAGCUCCUGUCACAGGCGCCCGGUGCCAACCGCAGCCACGGCUGCGCCCCGGACCCCCCGCCCCUCCUGCAGCCCCCCCAGGUGCCCGGCGCCCAGGACCACCAGCCCCAGCCGCCGGUGCCCGGUGCCAAAAGCAGCCAGGGCUGCGCCCAGGACCCUGAGGACGCCCCGCAGGUGCCCCCCGCCCAGCGCCCCUUCACCUGCCCCCAGUGCGGGCGCGGCUUCGGGCGCAAGGCGCACCUGGCGCGGCACCUGCUGGUGCACUCGGGCACGCGGCCCCACGCCUGCGCCCGCUGCGGCCGCCGCUUCAGCUCCAAGACCAACCUGGGCCGGCACCAGGCCGUGCACACCGGGCUGCGGCCGCACCACUGCAGCCGCUGCGGCCGCGGCUUCACCCGCAAGACGCACCUGGAGCGCCACGAGCGCACCCACGGCACCGGCACGGGCACGGGGAUGGGCACGGGGACGGGCACUGCCACCGCUGCCACUGGCACCGCCGUCACCGGGUCCCAGCUGAGCUGGCCAGAGCCCCCCACACUCCGCCCCUGAGCCCGGAGGUGCCAGGCUGCAGUGGGUGCCGGUGGUGAAACCUUGGCACUGGCGUGUCAGGAGGUGCCGGGAGGUGCCACGGGCCCUGAUGGCUGCUGGUGGUGGGUCCUGGCACCGGGAUGUGCCAGGGGACCCGGCGGCUGCCGGGGCUGCAUCCUUGGCACUGGGCUGUGCCGGUGCCGGUGGUGACCCCCGGCCCUGGAAUGUGCCAGGACACGCCGGUGCCACAUCCUGAGCGCCGGGCUGUGCCGGGGGCCCCGGCAGGGGGGUCCCACAGGGUCCCGGCCCGUUCUGCCGCCGGAGAGCCCCGGUGAGGGGGGACCCGGGGGUGUCCCCGCGCGGCGCGGCCGGGGCGGGGCGCGGGGUGACCCCAAUAAAGCCGUUUUUA
Molecule: messenger RNA, 2119 nt
Organism: Passer domesticus (house sparrow)
Lineage: Eukaryota; Metazoa; Chordata; Aves; Passeriformes; Passeridae
Gene: ZNF467
Product: zinc finger protein 467
Exons: 4
Coding region: 97-1731 (544 amino acids)
Biological process (GO): regulation of gene expression
Cellular component (GO): nucleus
Source: RefSeq, a predicted model, not a curated record